GGUGCCCUGGACUUCAAGCAGAUUAAAUAAUCAAAAAGGCCGAGCCAUUGGGGUCAUGUUUGAAUGCUACAGCUGUUCACUGAGGUCUGACAAGCAUUCUUUAUGUGGCUCACCCUCUGAAUGGGAAAGGCAGGGAUGAGCCGGGUGAGGGCAGGGGACUGACGCUUUAAGAAAGAGAAGAGACACAAUCAAACGCUCCUCUUCUGGAGAGCAAUACCAGCCAGAUGGAGACAAGGAAACAGGCUGCGUAAAUAACUGGUCUGCCGAACACUUUGGUGAUUUCUGCCCAAAGAAAAACACAAGCAGGAUUCAGAAAAAAAGGAACGAAAAGCUGGGCUCCAAGCUUGUCAUGCUCUUGGUUUGCUGAUCUGUGAAUUAAUAAGGUUGGGCUACGUGUGCAGCCCAGGGAGACUCAACCAUGAAAGGUGAGCUGCUGCUGCUUUCAAGCAUGAUCUUCCUACUCCAGGGGGCCUGUGGCUGCCCAGAGAAGUGCUUCUGUCACUCAUCUUCAAAUUCUGUAGACUGCAGCCACCGAGGUCUGGCUGAAAUCCCUCCCAAUCUGCCUCCUGAGACACUAACUCUGCUCUUGCAAGAUAACCAGAUAUACCAGCUUCCUGCUUUUGCAUUUAGGACAGUGCCACGGCUCAAGACUUUAAAUUUGUCCAACAAUUCCCUUUCAGAACUGGUCCCAGAAGCUUUCCAUGGACUUCAGCACCUGGAGGUUUUAAAUGUAACCCAGAACUCCCUGCUUUCUUUGGAGAGCAGGCUUUUCCACUUUCUCCCACAGCUGCGAGAGCUUGAUUUGUCAUCCAACAACAUAAGCCACCUACCCACGUCCCUGGGUGAGCCUUGGGAGAACCUAACUGUAUUUGCAGUGCAACAAAACCAGCUUCAGCAUCUCAGUCGUGAGCUUCUAGAAUCCAUGCCCAGGGUGAGGCUGUUACUGCUCCAGAACAACCUCUGGAAAUGCAAUUGCCAUCUGCUUGGUCUUAAACUCUGGCUAGAAAAAUUUAUCUAUGAAGGGGGAAUAACAGACGGCAUUGUCUGUGGAUCACCUGACACCUGGAAGGGGAAGGAUCUCCUUAAAAUCCCCCACGAGCUGUACCAGCCUUGCCCUCCUCCUCCUCCUCCUCUUCCUCCUCCAGAGCUGGUGUUUUCCCAGGCUCGGCAGCAUGACUCUGAACAAGGGGAGCUCCCCAAGUCUCCUGAAGACCACAAUGUGGGCCGGCAUGAUAUCUCAGAGUGCAUGGUCAAACCCAAACCAAGGCCUGCCAACCUGCGUCACGCUGUGGCUACUGUUGUUAUCACUGGGGUUGUGUGCGGCAUUGUGUGUCUCAUGAUGUUGGCGGCUGCCAUCUAUGGCUGCACCUACGCAGCCAUCACAGCCCAGCACCACGGCCGAGCCUCAGCUCAAACCAGUGAGUCUGGGAAGAUGGGAGGAAAAGAGCCAUUUGACAGUUUGCCAGCCUGAGAGCGUGCACCUCAAAGAGGACUGAGUAACACAGGCUGGAAGAAAGGCCUGAAUAUUACCUGAUAUUGUCACAUUUUGCUUUUUCUAAAAGGUUUUAAAAAGUGUGUCUUUAAGAAGAUAUACCUGGAAAAUAUACAUUGAAAUUUUUAAAAUACCACAGAUGAAAUAGAGAUGUACCCUGGCUCAGGAAGUUAUGACUGUGAUUCCAUGGGGGGAUGCCAUACACAGAGGCUGAGAAGAUACUAGCUCUUGCAGGUACCCUUCUCAGGAUUAAGCUGCUUUGCAAAGAAACAGGAAUUCCGGCACACAAGCCAAUCAGCAUUCUCGGGAGCUUUAGGAUCCCUGGAAAACCGCCCAGGUUUGAGUGCCUAGGAGAAGCUGGUGAUCUUCCCUGAGGGGCGCUGAAUGCCUCUCUAAUUCAAGUUCAUGCUAAAUCGGUGAUACUUUCAGAUGUUGUGUAUGUUAUAUAUUUAAUAGGAGCAUUUGUUAGUGGGGAAUUUUGUAGCUUGCCACAAGAGUCAGAUUAUAUUUAACUUUUUAAAUCAGAAAACCAUUUGAGGCUUUCUAGGCCACAGAGGAAGAGGAAGGUUUCAUGCCUGGAUAAUGUAACUCAAGCCCAGAGUCUGCGGAAGUUUUCUGAUGCAAAGGUAGAGUUUUUAAGCAAACACAAAGAGGAUAGGGAGCCAGAAUCCGAGGCAUGUAUUACUGAAAGCCAUAUCCACCAUGCUGUUGUAACCUUCCAUUUAUAACUCUCACAGCAGGAAUGAAUUUAGGUUAGGCUGAGAGCGAGGUAACGGAUUUUGUGUAUUUGCAUCUACAUACAUAGUGCACAGAGUGCACAGCCGUGUACAACCACACCCACACAUAAACAAGCUUGGAGAAAUCAGCUUGCCCACUAAUGAAAUGCAGCCGUGUUGGGGUAGGAGCCAGCAACUCUGAUCACCACCCAGAUUGUCUACUCAACACUCUGGGAUAGGAAGUGAGAAGGAAGUCUGAGGAGAGUGAGAAUUACCAAGAGACCCAAGAUAUGUGGUGGCAGCCUUCUUGAAUGUUAUUUAGGUCAUGGCUCUAAAAAAUCAGGUGUAGUGUGCUUAGUCCAUGGACAUCGUCCUGAAGAGUUGCAUGCAAAGUGAAUUUUUGUAAAUUGAAUCAUCAUUUUAAUGCAGUAGGGGAGCUCACUAUUUAAAGGGACCUUUCAUGGAAUCUUUCUGUAAUGAAAAUAAUUGACUCCAGAUUUACACAUUUUGUAAAUUUGCAUUUUCUCAUGCUAGGUUUUCUUAAAGUGGAAUUUACCUGUUUUCUCUCAAUUCAUAUUUACAGUUACUACUUAGGAUUCAAAUUAUUUUACACAGGAAGAGAGCACAGAGGUGUUAAGGACAUGGCAACUAUAGGGCAAGCUGUCCCUCCAAGGCCAUGACAGACAUCUCUAAUCAAUCCCAGCUCCCCUCCCAGCAGAGCCCGGAUGCAUCACAGAUGGUUUCUUAAGACAGCACUGUAGGCAACCAGAACAAAUCAAUUGGAACUGGUUCAAAGGAUAAAGCACAUUUGCCAUUCAAGAUACUGGCUCUACAUUCACUCCUUAAGGCCAUGUAAAAAUUGGUUUGGAUCCUAAAUCAGUAGUGCAUGCCCUAUCCUAGCUGAAAUGUGAAUGGAAGGUUUACAUGUGUAUGGGAAGGACAGAUGGAGCCCUUGCCUUGGCCAAUGGUGUAAUGAAGCCACAGCAAAACAGAUGCACUGCACUCUACUGUGCAGGACUCCCAUCAGUGCAUCUCUAUCACAGUGGCGGUCUGAACCUGCCCAGAGUGAGCCCUGGACCUGGGCCAUCUUUUGGAGCAGUAGUUUUGCUGAAUGGUUUUUCUUGGGGAAUGGUUGAAAGUUGAAUGGUGGUUUUUUUUCCCUGACUAUCAAAAUAAACCUGAAUACAUGAAGAAUAGAUUUUUAAAAGACUCCAGGGAAGGCACUGUCACAUUGUCCUGCUAUGCCACAUGGGCUAUUUUAUUGGACAAGGGUCAGAAUCCUGCUCUAAGGACAUAGCAACGGCUUUUCAGGCAGGUAAAUUCUUUCUUUCCGUUGCUCUGGACUGUGGAUCCCUGGACAAAACCUCAAUAAGAGAAAGGAAAUUUUGAAAAAAAUUUGCAAAUAUUUUAUUCUUCACUCUGAUUUCAUCAAGUGUUCUCAGGGCUCAUACCCACUCUGUGAGCUACCUGAACAGACAUCACAGAGUUGAAAGAUACUGAAGCAAAUAAAAUAUGUUUCCUCCAACUGCAGCAACUUACCAUUGUGAGCACAUUGAACUCUGCCAAAGCGUGGUGACACUGCAGGUCAACCCUGUUCCCUGCCCACAGAGAUGGCAUGAAAAAGUUUCCAAUAUCCAACAGAAACCCCUGAACAUAGCUAGAAACCUUCUUGUCAACACCCAUAUCCUAUUAGAUUUCGCAGGGCAGAUGAUAACUCACGCAAAUAGACUUUCAGCUUUAUGGAUAGUCUUUAAGGGAAAUGAUUAAAAUGAGGCAUACAUACAUCAGAUUUCUAUCUAUUGCUACAGUCACCACAAACAGCAGUUGGCAAUGAAAAUAAUUACGUACUCUGAAGUGUCAACAGCUUCUCAGUACAGAAAAAUACAAAUCAAAUUGUUUAGAUUAGCAAAUGCAGAGUUAUCAUUUGUUAAUAUGAGGAAUGAAAUGUUUUAACUGUAGAAAAACACUGCAAAUGAAAGACCCAAUUUGGAGUGUAUUCUGCAAGAAUCACAAAUUAUCUCUCAUAACCACUGGAGCUCAUGAGGGGUAAUUCACAAAUUCCUCAUAGAUUAUUUUCAGCUGUUUAUUGCUGCUGUCAUAUUCAUAGAUUUCCCUAUAAAAAUGUCCUUCCACAGAGAACCAUGCCAAGGGUACACUAAGGACAAAAAUCACAAUUACUGUUUAUUUUUUCUGACAAGAUCCUCUAAAAUAUCAUUUUGCAUCCUAUUUAGUAGAAGUGAGUAACUACAAACAGCUGAUUUUUGCUUUGCCAGAGAUCAUGAAUUCACAAACAGAUGCCCACGUUGUCAGCGGUAAAGUAUAUUAAGCAAAGGCCUAGAGAAAUGGACACUGUGGUGGAGAUUUUGGAGUAAAAAGAUCUAGCACCAAACCCACAUCUGAAAAAUAUCUACAACUAAUGUAGAUAUUAUUGUCCAUGCAGGAAGAUUCUUGGGCUUACGAUUAUAAAGUGUUAGUGAAAUAACUGUCUUAUUUUUCCCCAUAAAAAUGGAAGACUAAAAAGUUCUACACAGGUGAGUUUCUUUCUGAAAGUGUGUGAAAAUCAAAUCUCAUGACUAAAGUUAACUAAAUAAUGCAGAAAAAAGACACCAUAUCAGAUUUCAAAUAUUAAAGGAAGUGGCUAAAUUUCCAAAAUAAUCUCCCUGCAGUAGACACUCAUUUAAUUAUAUAAUGACUAUGAAAAACUUAUAAAUUUCUAUUUCAGGUCAGGAAUUUUCUCUUUCCAGUUUGGUAAAACCCAGUAGUGUAACCAUUACUAAAUGUUAUUGAUAGAAACUUACCAGAAAAUGAUAUUUCAAAACUUCCUUGGCAUUUCUGAGCUGUGGUUAUAUGCACAAAUUCAGGGAACCAUCCUGUCUUUCCCUUUGAUGAAAUGCUUUAUUUUUUAAUGCUUAAACUGCAAUGAAGCCUCAAAUAAACCUUUAUCCCAU
This is a messenger RNA of Cavia porcellus (domestic guinea pig), 5156 nucleotides long. RefSeq names its product leucine rich repeats and transmembrane domains 1 (gene Lrtm1). Gene Ontology annotation, cellular component: extracellular matrix; plasma membrane. Bases 419 to 1471 code for a protein of 350 amino acids. The record is from RefSeq and is a predicted model, not a curated record. The transcript has 3 exons. Lineage: Eukaryota; Metazoa; Chordata; Mammalia; Rodentia; Caviidae. Gene Ontology annotation, molecular function: protein binding.